Molecule: messenger RNA, 3834 nt
Organism: Symbiodinium sp. CCMP2592
Lineage: Eukaryota; Dinophyceae; Suessiales; Symbiodiniaceae
Source: the annotation of a GenBank genome assembly
AUGGCGGAGUACAAGUUGGCAGUGGAUUCCAGCAACAAGGCCACCGAGCUGCCGCUACUGAGGGUCUGUGGCACUGUGCAGCAGAAUCCUCACAUGCGUGCUUUCUGGGCCAGCACAAUAUCUUUCUUCCUUGCCUUCCUUGGCUGGUUUGCCUUGGCCCCUUUAGGCCUCGAAGUUGCGACCAGCAUGGGCACGUGCGAGAACCAGCUCUUCCCUCCCACGGACUUCCCAACACGACCAGCCUACCUGAAGUUCAAGAACUUGAAGAGUGGGCUGAGCUAUUGCCAGUAUGGGGUCCUCAAGGAGGACGGCAAGCCGAUCGAUUGCCAAGACGUCCCCGCAGAUGUGGUGAGCAGCGCCGGCUCAACCGCUGAGGAGAAGGAGAAGUACAGGCCCCAGGUGCUCACAAAGUGCGUGUGCACCCCAGGCACAGAGUGUAAGUCAGUGAUAGCGAACGCUGGCGUGGCCUCGGUUGCCUCGACCAUCUUCGUGAGGAUAGCCUUGGGGACGCUCCUAGAGCGCUUUGGCCCCGUGAACGUUCAGUGCGGCUUGAUGUCCUUCGGAGCUUUCUGGGUGGCCAUGGCAGCCGCGAUUACGGCUCCCUGGAACUAUACGCUGAUCCGCUUCUUCAUAGGCUGCGCUGGCGCCACUUUCGUGACCAAUCAAUUCUGGUGCUCGCUGAUGUUUGCACCCAACGUUGUUGGCACGGCCAACGCCACUGCGGCCGGUUGGGGCAACCUGGGAGGCGGCGUGACCCAGAUUUUUAUGAUGUCCGUACUUUUCAACCCUAUGGUGGCCUCCGGGAUGGAGCCAAAUGUCGCUUGGCGGGUCUCCAUGGUGGUGCCAGCGAUCAUGUUCGUGAUUUGCGCCAUCUGCAUGAAGCUCAUGAUGCCCGGCCGAUUGUGCUGGGAUAUGCCCACGGCACGCAACUACGAUCCGACCGUGACUGGCAAGACACAAAAGCCUUCGAUGUGGGACUAUGUCGAGGUGCUGCGUGACGUUCGCGUCGUGGUCAUGAUCUUCCAAUAUUCCGCGUGCUUCGGCACGGAACUCGCAAUGAACAAUCAGUUGGCUACGCAUUUUCGGACGUACUUCCAGAUGGAUGCAGGUGAUGCCAGCGCCCUGGCUGGUGCUUUUGGCCUGAUGAACCUUUUUGCGAGAUCACUUGGCAUCAGCAGCGACAUUUGCUUCAAGUACUUCGGCUUCCGCGGCCGCAUCUCGGCCCCAUCUGGCAUUUGGGCUCAGUUCCUGGCACUCUUCUUCGAAGCUAUCUUCUUGUUCAGCUUCGGAAAGGCCUGGCCCAAGGGCGCUUGUCCUGUCAGCAAGCAAACCACGAUGAUGCUGAUGAUGAUGACGAUGGUGGUGAUGAUGGUGGUGAUGAUGAUUCAGGUGGACAAUUCGCAGCCUUGGUACGUGGCCUUGGCAGUCUUGGUUUGCUUCUCGCUCUUUGUGCAGAUGGCUGAGGGCACCUCCUACGGCAUCGUGCCCUUCAUGAACCGGAAGCAACUCGCAGUGGUGUCCGCGCUUGUGGGUGCCGGUGGAAACCUCGGGGCAGUGAUUGCAGGCUUCUGCUUUUACAAGCCGAUCCAGGAUGCCCUGCUGCCUUUCCAGGCCACGCAGCGUCUCUUGUGCCCUGGUGCAGCCUCGAAGUUGGUCCAUGCGGGCUAUGUCAUGUUUUGGGCGCUGCUGAGCCCCUGCUACUACUGGUCCGAGAUGGGUGGGAUGUUUCACGGACCGGCACAGAGCGUCGAGAAGGCCAAGGGCCUCAAGACCAAAGCGGGCAAGACCGGCGACUACGAGUCUCACGCGGUGUCCGAGGUGACAAUCAUUAUGCUAAUUCGAUGGCUCGAGCCAGUUUUGUGUGGUCGGCCGGUGCCUUGGCAUGGAGUGCAAUGCACCGGCGAGUUCGGACAAGCCCGACAGAGUGUCUUUCCUCUGUGUAGAACCAUGGCGGAGUACAAGUUGGCAGUGGAUUCCAGCCACAAGGCCACCGAGCUGCCGCUACUGAGGAUCUGUGGCACUGUGCAGCAGAAUCCUCACAUGCGCGCUUUCUGGGCCAGCACAAUAUCUUUCUUCCUUGCCUUCCUUGGCUGGUUUGCCUUGGCCCCUUUAGGCCUCGAAGUUGCGACCAGCAUGGGCACGUGCGAGAACCAGCUCUUCCCUCCCACGGACUUCCCAACACGGCCAGCCUACCUGAAGUUCAAGAACUUGAAGAGUGGGCUGAGCUAUUGCCAGUAUGGGGUCCUCAAGGAGGACGGCAAGCCGAUCGAUUGCCAAGACGUCCCCGCAGAUGUGGUGAGCAGCGCCGGCUCAACCGCUGAGGAGAAGGAGAAGUACAGGCCCCAGGUGCUCACAAAGUGCGUGUGCACCCCAGGCACAGAGUGUAAGUCAGUGAUAGCGAACGCUGGCGUGGCCUCGGUUGCCUCGACCAUCUUCGUGAGGAUAGCCUUGGGGACGCUCCUAGAGCGCUUUGGCCCCGUGAACGUUCAGUGCGGCUUGAUGUCCUUCGGAGCUUUCUGGGUGGCCAUGGCAGCCGCGAUUACGGCUCCCUGGAACUAUACGCUGAUCCGCUUCUUCAUAGGCUGCGCUGGCGCCACUUUCGUGACCAAUCAAUUCUGGUGCUCGCUGAUGUUUGCACCCAACGUUGUUGGCACGGCCAACGCCACUGCGGCCGGUUGGGGCAACCUGGGAGGCGGCGUGACCCAGAUUUUUAUGAUGUCCGUACUUUUCAACCCUAUGGUGGCCUCCGGGAUGGAGCCAAACGUCGCUUGGCGGGUCUCCAUGGUGGUGCCAGCGAUCAUGUUCGUGAUUUGCGCCAUCUGCAUGAAGCUCAUGUGCUGGGAUAUGCCCACGGCACGCAACUACGAUCCGACCGUGACUGGCAAGACACAAAAGCCUUCGAUGUGGGACUAUGUCGAGGUGCUGCGUGACGUUCGCGUCGUGGUCAUGAUCUUCCAAUAUUCCGCGUGCUUCGGCACGGAACUCGCAAUGAAUAAUCAGUUGGCUACGCAUUUUCGGACGUACUUCCAGAUGGAUGCAGGUGAUGCCAGCGCCCUGGCUGGUGCUUUUGGCCUGAUGAACCUUUUUGCGAGAUCACUUGGAGGCAUCAGCAGCGACAUUUGCUUCAAGUACUUCGGCUUCCGCGGCCGCAUUUGGGCUCAGUUCCUGGCACUCUUCUUCGAAGCUAUCUUCUUGUUCAGCUUCGGAAAGGCCUGGCCCAAGGGCGCUUGUCCUGUCAGCAAGCAAACCACGAUGAUGCUGAUGAUGAUGACGAUGAUGGUGAUGAUGGUGGUGAUGAUGAUUCAGGUGGACAAUUCGCAGCCUUGGUACGUGGCCUUGGCAGUCUUGGUUUGCUUCUCGCUCUUUGUGCAGAUGGCUGAGGGCACCUCCUACGGCAUCGAUGCCCUGCUGCCUUUCCAGGUCCAUGCGGGCUAUGUCAUGUUUUGGGCGCUGCUGAGCCCCUGCUACUACUGGUCCGAGAUGGGUGGGAUGUUUCACGGACCGGCACAGAGCGUCGAGAAGGCCAAGGGCCUCACUACCAAAGCGGGCAAGACCGGCGACUACGAGUCUCACGCGGAUUCUGCCUUGGCUGCAGCUGCCCGAAGCUGUUCGUGGAACAGAGCUUGGGGCGCUUGUGACUCUGUACAUGCCGGUCUUGGCACUGCUGGCCUUGUUGGAGGUCUUGCCCAUUGUCUUGCAUCGGAUUGCCUUCCGCUACGAGGGCCUCAAAUCCUGGAGUGGACUGCAGAUGCUCACCAUGCGAAGGUAUUGGCGAUUCCAGCUGGCAACCAUUGGGGUCACAGUCCUUUCGGGCAGCGUUUCGAACUCACUGUC